CUAAAACACACAGCUGUAGUAAUAGCAUGUUACAAGUGUUCAUUAGGGAGAAUAGCUGCGAAUUGCAGGUGUUCAUUUUUGCAUUUGUCUUUUGUAGGACGCAUGAAACUGCACUCCAGAGACGUAUUUUUCUUACUGAAAUAAACAAUUUGCAUUCAGUAUUGGUAGUAAGCUUGUGUCCGACCUUCUUUCUAUUCCUGGCACUUGUCAUGUGUCCAGGGCAUUUGGCUUAGAGGCUCGUGCUGUACAGGCCCGCCCCUGAGCCGAGCGGGACGCUGCAGGAACAACUGCGAACCAAACUUCUUCCAUUACGCGCGUUUCUCUUUUUGUGUGUGUGUGUGUGUAUUUUUUGUUACAUUCUCUAAAGUCGAUCCACAUUCAUUUAUACUUUCACUUGCUGCUGUAGGCAAAACCGAUGCGUACACAAUGACACGAGAGGAGGAUCUGAUACGGAUUGCGAAAAAACUAGACAAAAUGGUGUCUAGGAAUAACACGGAAGGCGCUCUUGACCUGUUGAGAGAAUUGCAAAAAUUUGAUAUGACCCUAAAGUUGCUUCAGGACACAAGAAUUGGUAUGUCUGUCAAUGGAAUAAGAAAACACUGCAGUGAUGAAGAUGUCGUCUCCCUUGCGAAGAUCCUGAUCAAAAACUGGAAGAGGCUAUUAGAAUCGAGCCAUUCCCAGAAGGCUGAAAGACCAAACGAGAUCAAAAAUGGGAGCACGGCCAAUACACAGUCACCCAGUGGACCUUCUCCAGAUGCAGAGUCAAGUCCGAAAUCUAGUUUAAACUCUCCCAAGAAACCUGUUGAUAAGCACAGAAAGGUGAAAAAUGAUGCAGUGUUUAAGAAAGAAAGACAUGUAAGUGACCACAAAAAGGAAAAAGCUGACAGUAAUCACACAAAGGAGAGGGAGAGGAUGAAUGUUAUGGAUUCAAGUGUAUCUUCCUCUGCUUCACCACUCCAUCAUCACAAGUGCUCAUCUUUGGAAGUGAAGAAAGACAGGAGAGAGGCUCCCGAUCCCCACAGUCUUCCUCAACUUCUUCACCUUCACCAUUCUCUUCCUGCUCAUAUUCAUAAACACCAGCCUGAGGUGAAGAGAGACAGGAGAGUCACACCAGAAACUUUGACCUCUCAACAUUCUCAGUCUCAUCAUUCCUCUUCUAAUAAAAGGCCAUCUCUAGAAGUUCCUAAAGAGAGAAAAAAGACUUCAGAUCCAAAUGCCCCACUGCCUCCUUUACCUCUUCAUCUGCAUCCUCCUGCUCAGAAACAGUGUGCUUUAGAGAUGAAGAAACUGAGGAAACAGCCUGUGAAUCCUGAUGCUUCUCUUCCUGCUCUUCCUCUCCACCUUCAUCCCUCUACUCUUACAAAGCGUCCUCCCUUAGACAUGCAGAAAGAGAAAGAAAAAGAAGCCAAAGACAAAGAAAGAAAAGACAUGCCAGCACCAAAACGAAGUGCACAACAGCUGAUAUCUGAACAUCAGAAACACAGCAGAGAUCUGGGGGAGAGUAAACCAGCCAAAAGACUGUCUACAGACAUGAAGAAAGAAAGAAUGGAUUCGUCAAGUUUUAGUCAACAACCUCUGAAAAAGCCGAUUAACGACACAAAGAAAGAAAGAAAAGACUCCACCGAUUCUAAGUCUAUCCAGAGGCAGCAAUCAAGUGACUCUAAACCUCAGAGAAGGGACUCAGUUAACCCAAAGUCAGGAAGCUCACCCCUGCCUAAGAAGCUCUCUGAGGAAAGGAGAGAAGCUCAUGUUCCUAAGUUGACUCUACCAGGAGCCAUACAGAGAAAGGUGUCCACAGACAGUAAUGAUGAACGAAAAAGUAAACCUGAGACUCCAAAGACACCAAGCACCCCUACCACCCCUCUGUCCCCUUCAUUUAGCCCUGCUGGUGGUCCUCUGUCCCCUCACCUGCUUACUGGGGACUCCGUUAGGGACAAGUGCAUCGAAAUGCUGUCAGCUGCACUACGCACAGAUGAUGACUACAAAUAUUAUGGAGCAAACUGUGAUGCCAUGGCAGCUGAAAUUGAAGAUCAUAUCUACCAGGAGAUUAAAGCCAAAGAUAUGAAAUAUAAAAACAGAGUGCGUAGCCGCAUCAGCAACCUGAAAGAUCCGAAGAAUCCAAAUUUACGCAAAAAUGUCCUGGGAGGCGCUAUUGAGCUGAGUCGCAUAGCCUCCAUGUCUGCUGAGGAAAUGGCCAGUGAUGAGCUGAAGCAGCUGAGGAACAUUCUGACUCAAGAAGCCAUCCGCGAGCACCAGAUGGCCAAAACCUCAGGCACGACUACUGACCUGCUGCAGUGUGGCAAAUGCAAGAAAAAGAAUUGCACAUACAACCAGGUGCAAACUCGGAGUGCUGAUGAGCCGAUGACCACAUUCGUAUUGUGCAAUGAGUGUGGAAACCGCUGGAAGUUUUGCUGAUUCCUGUUCAAAGCUCCAUCUACAGUGAACACUUGGGAUCCUUUGUUUUUUUUGUUUUUUUAAUUGCAGAUUACACUUUGGUGUACAAUUAAAAAAAUCCAAAUGAAUUUUAAAGGCUUAUUUGAAUACUGGAGUUUCAAAAAUGCCACACAUGAGACAAUACAAUCUGUAUAGUAUUCAGUAAUUUUUUUAUUUUUUAUUUUUUUCUACUGCAUAUAUUAACUGCAUGAUAUGAAGUUUGGAAUAAAAAAAGUCCAUUUGGAAUAUUAAUCACAACCAUAAUGUACUGUUGUACAUGCUACAGCAAUAAUUAAACAGAAAGCAAAAAAACUCUACAUCAAUGAAUAAAAUAAUUAUAACACAUUAAAAAAAUAAGAAAUGGAUUUGAUUAUUGUGCAGCUGAAGUGUUAGCAGGUCUUCAGACACUGUUUGACUUCAUUUGUUCUACAGUAAUAAUGUUAAUUAUCGAGUGUUUCCUGUAGUAUAAAUAAAGUUGUAUUUGUACUGAA
Molecule: messenger RNA, 2924 nt
Organism: Silurus meridionalis
Lineage: Eukaryota; Metazoa; Chordata; Actinopteri; Siluriformes; Siluridae
Gene: tcea3
Product: transcription elongation factor A (SII), 3
Exons: 22
Coding region: 427-2415 (662 amino acids)
Biological process (GO): transcription elongation by RNA polymerase II; DNA-templated transcription
Cellular component (GO): nucleus
Molecular function (GO): nucleic acid binding; zinc ion binding
Source: RefSeq, a predicted model, not a curated record